Lasiodiplodia theobromae is the source of this 1263-nucleotide messenger RNA. Its product is annotated as Serine threonine protein kinase. Gene Ontology annotation, cellular component: cytoplasm; nucleus; transcription factor TFIIK complex. The coding region runs from base 1 to 1263 and encodes 420 amino acids. The record is from RefSeq and is a predicted model, not a curated record. Lineage: Eukaryota; Fungi; Ascomycota; Dothideomycetes; Botryosphaeriales; Botryosphaeriaceae. Gene Ontology annotation, molecular function: RNA polymerase II CTD heptapeptide repeat kinase activity; cyclin-dependent protein serine/threonine kinase activity; ATP binding. The transcript is spliced from 2 exons. Gene Ontology annotation, biological process: protein phosphorylation; positive regulation of transcription by RNA polymerase II.
AUGGCAGUCUCUCCGGCGGAGCCCUACGCCGCGUCUGCCAACGCAAAUAUCACCGCCGCCAAAGCCAAAGCGCUCACCGUUCUACAACACAAUGCCGCCAAAGCACUGUCUCCCCGCACCGCUGCCGCAUCAACAGGCUCCACCUCUGACGAUGCGCCGCGCGAUUUGUCUGAGGCGAUGAACGAGGAGAUUAAAAACAGAUAUAAGAAGACAACAAAGCUCGGUGAAGGUACAUACGCCAUCGUAUACAAGGGCGAAGUUGUGGCGAAGCCCGGACAGUUUGUCGCCAUCAAGAAAAUUAAAGUGAACGCCGAGUUCAAAGACGGCAUCGCGAUGGACGCCAUCCGAGAAAUCAAGCAUCUGCAGGAGCUGGACCACCCGAACGUCAUCAAGCUGCACGCCGUGUACAGUUCGAAGGCGCAGAACCUGAACCUUGUUCUCGAGUUUCUUCCUCUCGGUGACCUGGAGCAAAUGAUGAAGGCGCGCGACACGAUAUCCUACGCGGCGGCCGACGUUAAAUCGUGGAUGGGCAUGGCGAGCCGUGGUCUUUGGUGGUGCCACGCCAACUUUGUUCUGCACCGCGAUAUAAAGCUCAACAACUUGCUCAUCGGCGCCGACGGCGAGGUCAAGCUGGCCGAUUUCGGUCUGGCCCGCUCCUUCGCCGAGCUGUACGCGCCCAUGACGUACAAUGUCAUCACGCGGUGGUACCGGCCGCCCGAGCUGCUCUACCAGGCGCGCUUCUACUCGGGCGCCGUCGACGUGUGGAGCAUGGGCGUCGUCUUCGCCGAGCUCGUACGCCGCGACUUCUUCAUGCCUGGCGACACCGACCUCGCCCAGAUCGACCAGAUCGCCAACGUCUUCGGCACCCCCACCGAGGACAACUGGCCCGGCGUCUCCAAGCUGCCCGGCUAUAUCAAGCCCGCCGCCGACGGCGCCGACGUCAAGCGCGGCUGGCCCCAGGGCUUCUGGGACUCCGAGUUCGGCCUCAUCGGCCCCCUGGGCAUCCAGCUGCUCCGCUUCAUGCUGACCCUCGACCCCCGCAAGCGCGCCACUGCGAAGCAGGUCCUCGAGCAUCCCUGGUGGACGGCGGAGCCGAAGCCGACGCCCAAACAGGACCUGCCGAACCCCAACAAGACGAAGGCCAAGGCAGAGCUCGAGAAGAGGAUGGGCGAGGAUCUGAAGAGGCGCGGCGGCGAAAUUCCUGGCGAGGAGGGCCGUGGGGACAAGGUGGCCAGGAAGUUGGAUUUUUCGUCCUUCAGGUGA